AUUUUAUAUCUCUAGCACACUAAAAAAUAUCAUUAGAAUCAUAAAAUUUUAGCUAUUAUCUUAAAAAAUAAAUAAAAUAAUUAAAUUAUAUUUUAUUUAAUUAUUUAAUUAUUAAUUAAUAAUAAACAAAAAAACGAAAAUAAGCUUUUUUCGCUUUUUUUAUUUUUAAAUUUAAUUAUUUUUUCACUAUUUUCAAAAUGGAGUACAAAAAGGAAUCAUGGACGGUGGUGGAUAUUCAAGAGAUGGUGAUUUGGGUGGUCCAAGGACACCACAACAAGCAGUAUCAACUAAAAAAUUACAACAAACACAAGCACAAGUUGAUGAAGUUGUUGGUAUUAUGAAAGUUAAUGUUGAAAAAGUACUUGAAAGAGAUCAAAAAUUAUCAGAACUAGAUAAUCGUGCUGAUGCACUUCAACAAGGUGCUGCACAAUUUGAACAACAAGCUGGUAAAUUAAAGAGAAAAAUGUGGUGGAAAAAUCUUAAAAUGAUGAUUAUCAUGGGCAUCAUUGGUUUAAUCAUACUCAUCAUACUUAUCUCUUCAAUCUGGGGUGGCAGCAGUUCAGAAUCAUCUGGAAACAAGUAAUUUUCUACAGCUAAUAAUUUGAUGGAUCCCAGGAUUUCACAUUAAAACGUGUACCAUCAUCUUGGGUAAAAUAAAAAAAUAAAAAAACUGUAAUUAACAUCACACCAAUACUAUUAUAAUUUCUUCCAAAAAAAUCAGAUCAAUUCGCAAUUAAUUCUGUCAAACGCACAAUUUUUAAAUACAGUUUUUUUAAAGAACAAAAUAAAUUUUUUUAUAACUUAAAGGUUGAAAAAGGAUCAAAAAUAUUAAUUUAUUUAUUUAAAAAAUAGAUAAUAUUAAAAUAUAUGCACAAUUUAUAUCCCAAAAAUACAAAAAUUUAUUGUAUUUUUAAAUAAUAAUAAUAAUAAUUUUAUAAAUUAAUUAAAAGUGUUUUUUUUUUUUUUUUUUCGGGGAAUAAAAUGGGCUGCUUAAUUUAUAAAAAUCUGCAUGUAAAUACGUAUAGUUAUUUUAAUAAAUAAAGAAAAUAUUUAAAUUAUUUGUCUAGUUGAUAUUUAAACGUGAUAGAUUAAUUGCAACAAGUGAAAAGAAAACAAUUGAGUAACAAUUUAAUCUUGAAAAUAAUAACAACAAAACAAUGAUAAAUUAUUUCUUUGUAUUAAAAUUGUCAUUAUCAGUAUUGAUUGUUCUCCCUCAAUGAGGAAAAUCUCAGCAGCUAGAUGCUUGUAAUUAUUGCACAUCAUGAAUUUAUUCUCAGUAGAUGUUUAAAGAAAAAGAAAAAAAAAAUAUAUAUGAAUUAUCAAGUGUGAAAUUUGAUGGUUGUUUGCAAAUGUUGUAUAUUUUGUUUGCUUAUAUUUAUGAUAUUAUUGUAAAUGAACAAAUCACAGAGUGUAGUUUAUACAUUCAUCGAACAGUCGAGUCACGACCGUCUCGUCGAACAGACGUCGUCACGCGUCUCGACGCCUCUGUGCGUCUUCGGAAUAACUUAAUAAACCAAUUAAAAUUAAUUUUAUAUAUCAUCAAUAAAUAUAGAUAAAAUUUGCAAUUUUUAAAAUUCAAUAUUUAUAAUUGUUUUACAAGAAAAAAUUUAAAAAAAAACAUUCAAGGAAAAUAAGCAAUCGGUACAAAGUUCAGAUAACAUUUUUUUUUUUUUUUUCUACACUUUAUUAUUAUUUUAUGAUAAAAUAAUUAAUUAUUUUAUAAACUAAUAUUUAAAUUAAUUAAAAAAAAAAUAUUUUUUAAAUAAAUAAGAGGUGUAUUAUUAUUUUUUAUUUAACAUUGAUAUUAAAAUCAAGUUUUUUUCUUUUUUAAAUUUUUUGUUGAGAAAAAAAAAGCGAUGAUUGUUGAUAUGUAUUUUUAAAUUAAAGUGAAUAAUUUGAUGGAUUGUAAAUCAUCACGAAAAACUCAUUCAAGGUUUGGAUAAGAGAAAAAAAAAAAAAAACCGGUAAAAAAAAUAAUAAUAAAUAAA
Aphidius gifuensis is the source of this 1988-nucleotide messenger RNA. RefSeq names its product synaptobrevin-1-like (gene Syb). The coding region runs from base 218 to 583 and encodes 121 amino acids. Gene Ontology annotation, biological process: vesicle-mediated transport; vesicle fusion. The transcript is spliced from 3 exons. NCBI's taxonomy places the organism in Eukaryota, Metazoa, Arthropoda, Insecta, Hymenoptera, Braconidae. The record is from RefSeq and is a predicted model, not a curated record. Gene Ontology annotation, molecular function: SNAP receptor activity; syntaxin binding. Gene Ontology annotation, cellular component: plasma membrane; SNARE complex.